Daucus carota subsp. sativus is the source of this 1317-nucleotide messenger RNA. RefSeq names its product tetrahydroberberine oxidase. Bases 1 to 1317 code for a protein of 438 amino acids. NCBI's taxonomy places the organism in Eukaryota, Viridiplantae, Streptophyta, Magnoliopsida, Apiales, Apiaceae. The transcript has a single exon. The record is from RefSeq and is a predicted model, not a curated record. Gene Ontology annotation, molecular function: oxidoreductase activity; FAD binding.
AUGAGGAUCCGCGGAGGAGGAAACGACUUCGAGGGCCUCUCCUACACUUCACAAGUUCCAUUUCUUCUGCUCGAUAUGAUUAAUCUUCGAGCCAUCGAGGUUGAUCCCGUGGCAGGGACCGCAACAGUUCAAUCAGGCGCAACAGCAGGUGAGCUUUACUAUGCAAUUGCGCGGAAAAGCAAGACCCUGGGGUUUACAGGGCCAACAUUUAGUAGUGUUGGUAUAGCAGGCUUUGUUGGUUACGGAGGGUAUGGUGCAUUGCGGAGAAAGUACGGCCUGGCGUGUGAUAAUAUCAUGGAUGCUCGUGUUAUGGACGUUAAUGGAACAAUUAUUGAUAGGAAUUCAAUGGGGGAAGAUCUGUUCUGGGCAAUCAGAGGAGGCGGACCUUCUAGUUUUGGAGUUGUGCUUUCCUGGAAGAUAAAACUCGUUUCUGUUCCGGAGAUUGUAACGAUUUUUACAAUCAAGAGGACUUUGGAACAGAACGCUACGGAUAUCGUUCAUAAGUGGCAAACGGUUGGCCCGAAUCUUCCGGAUGAUGUGGAGAUCCGAAUCAAAGCAUAUCCCGCGAAGAAAGGCACAAACAUUCCAUCUCCUGAAACAGCAUUGACGAGUCAAUCUAGCAGUGAUCCAAAAAGUGAUACGACGAUAGUUGUGGAAUUCGUGGGGUCGUACCUCGGGAAAGUGGAUAAACUAGUCCUUCUAAUGCAAGAAAGAUUCCCGGAGUUAAAUUUGGUCAAAGAAGAUUGUUCUGAAGUUAGUUACAUUCAGUCUGUGCUUGCUUUCUCCCUGUAUUCACCUCAACAACCCCCUGAAGUUCUCCUCCAGAGAUCGAGAUUUAAAAUCCCGACCAAGGUAAAAUCAGCUCAUGUAAGACAACCAAUUUCUAAAGAUGGGUUGCAUGGAAUCUGGGACAUGCUUCUCAAACUAGAAAAUGCGACAAACAUUGUCUUCACAUCAUUCGGGGGGAAACUAAAUGAAUUUUCUGAAUCAUCUACCCCGUACCCACAUAGACCUGGUAUAUUGUACAUGGUUUACAUUCGAGUACUUACAUCCGGGGAUUCGGACAAGGCCUUUUCUUGGAUCAGAAGUUUAUACAGCUACUUGGCUCCCUAUGUAGCAUCUCCAAGAACCGCAUACGCAGGUUAUAGUGAUCUUGACUUGGGAGUGAACAAUCAAAGUGGUGUGACCAAUUACACUCAAGCAAGCAUAUGGGGUAAAAUCUACUUCAAGAAUAAUUUCGAUAGAUUGGUUCAGAUCAAGUCGAAAGUCGAUCCUACUAACUUCUUCAGGCACGAGCAAAGUAUUCCUCCUCUUUAA